UCUGCGCAGGUCACACACUUCUUUCUGGUGUUCAAAACAUUUGCGAAAAGGCAAAAUGGCAGCAUCGAACAGGAUCACUCGUUUUGUUCGAAGAUGUUUCCAUACAAGCCUUAUGACAAGAAAAAUACCAGUUCCUUCGAAAUUCAACGAGCCAUUAAGUGCUCUUCAAGCACCGAGACCUGGGGGUAUUGCCACUAUGAUGAGGUUGCCCGUGCAGGAAACAACAGAAGGUCUUGAUGUUUGCUUCGUUGGAGUUCCACUUGACGCUGGAACAACAAACCGAUCGGGAACAAGAAUGGGCCCAAGACAAAUCAGGACAGAAUCAGUGCAAAUCCGGCGAUUCAACAAUGCGACAAAGGCAUCACCAUUUGAGUCUCUGAUGGUUGCUGAUGUUGGUGACGUGGCCUUUAAUAUGUUCAACCUACCAGAAGCAGUGAAACAAAUCAAAGAGCGAGCGUCAGAGCUGAUUAAAAAUGGGUGCAAGCCAUUGGUUAUGGGAGGAGAUCACACAAUCUCUUAUCCUUUGUUACAAGCAAUGAAGGAGAAAUAUGGCAAAGUUGGUCUGGUGCAUGUUGAUGCCCAUACAGAUCUGUAUGGUGAAAUGUUAGGUGCAAAAAUUCACCAUGGAAAUCCAUUUUUGCUGGCUGUUGAAGAAGGUCUUAUAGACUGCAAUCGUGUUGCACAAAUUGGACUGCGUGGCUCAGGGUAUGAAGACGAUUACGCACUUCCACGAAAGCUGGGAUUUAAAGUUGUUCCUGCAACAGAGUGUUGGGGCAAACAUAUGGAGCCACUUAUGGAAGAAGUCCGCCAAUUAAUUGGAGAUGGUCCUGUUUAUAUAAGUUUCGAUAUUGAUGCAAUUGACCCAGGAUACUGUCCCGGCACUGGCACACCAGAAAUUUGCGGCCUAACAACUAUUCAAGCUGUGCAAAUAAUUAGAGGGUUGCGUGGACUAAAUAUAAUUGGUGGAGAUCUCGUAGAGGUGUCUCCUCCAUACGAUAGAAAUGGAACAACCGCCCUAACUGCUGCAAAUUUAUUAUUUGAAAUGCUGUGCGUUCUUCCAGGAGUAAAAUACCAUGCGUAACAAGGACAGUGGACAACUAAAAUUUCUUAGAAUAAAAUAUAGCAUGAAACUCUAGACGGGGACUUUUAUUGUUGAUAAUUCUAAAAAUGAAAUCAAAUUAUGGAAAUAUUGUAUGGAUAUUAUUUGUAGAAAGAAACAAAAUCUGAAGUAAA
Messenger RNA from Rhopilema esculentum, 1233 nucleotides. RefSeq lists its product as uncharacterized. Gene Ontology annotation, molecular function: metal ion binding; agmatinase activity. The record is from RefSeq and is a predicted model, not a curated record. NCBI's taxonomy places the organism in Eukaryota, Metazoa, Cnidaria, Scyphozoa, Rhizostomeae, Rhizostomatidae.